AUGGAGAAAUAUUUCAAAAGAACCUCAUCAUUGGAGAUUGGAUUCCAAAACAAUUCAUCGACUUCUUCUAAUAAAAGGAGGUUUUUAGAAUUUGAAGUAGAUAAUCUUAUAGCAGAUCCAGGACAACGACCAAAGAUUUCAAGUUAUCACCCGAAUGACAGAGACAAAGUUAGAUGUGCAUAUUUGCAAAAAGGUCCUUGUCAACCAAGGACUCACGAUUUUCCGCAAACUGCUUGUGGUUCUUCUUUUCGAAGAUUUAAUCCUAAUUGGUUUGAUGACUAUGGCAACUGGUUAGAGUAUAGUAUAUCAAAAGAUGCUGUUUUUUGUCUUUGUUGUUAUCUUAUGAAACCUGAGACUGAAGGUGGUGAUGCUUUUGUAACUACUGGCUUUUCAAAUUGGAAAAAAAAGGAGAGACUACAAAUUCAUGUUGGGAUUCAUGAUAGCGCUCAUAAUCAAGCUUGGAGAAAAUGUGAAGCACUUAUGAGACCAAAACAACACAUCACUGCUGCUAUUGAAAAACAAUCUGAGCAAGCUAAAAAGAAUUAUCAAAUUCACUUGACAGCAACAAUUGAUUGUAUUAGAUUUCUUUUGCGACAAGGAUUGGCCUUUCGUGGUAAUGAUGAGACAGAUGAUUCUGUUAACCAAGGAAAUUUUUUGGAACUUCUAAACUUUCUUGCGCAACAUAAUGAAGAGAUUGGUCGUGCUUUCAAAAAUGCUCGUGGGAAUCUUAAACUAAUAGCACCCUCAAUUCAAAAAGAUAUUGUAAGAGCUGCUGCAAGGGAAACGACAAAAGUUAUUGUAGAUGAUAUUGGGGAUGAAUUAUUUGCUGUAUUGGUUGAUGAAGCCCGUGACAUUUCUAUUAAGGAGCAAAUGUCAGUUUGCUUAAGGUAUGUGAAUAAAGAAGGACAAGUUAGGGAGCAUUUUCUUGGUCUUGUUCAUGUUUCUAAUACUAAUGCUUUAUCUCUAAAAUUAGCAUUGGAGUCAUUAUUAGAAACACAUAAUUUAAGUUUAUCAAGAGUACGUGGACAAGGAUAUGAUGGUGCAAGUAACAUGCAAGGAGAAUUUAAUGGUUUGAAAACUUUGAUAUUGAAAGAAAAUUCUUAUGCUUUCUAUGUACAUUGCUUUGCUCACCAACUUCAGUUAGCUCUUGUAACGGUUGCAAAAAAACAAGUUGAAAUUGCUUUGCUUUUUAAUUUGUUAACUAAUUUGUGCAAUGUUGUUGGAGCUUCGUGUAAACGAAGAGAUAUGCUUCGUGAUAGUCAAAUGACUAAGACAAUUGAAGCACUAAAAAGUGGAGAAAUUUCUAGUGGGCGUGGUUUGAAUCAAGAAAUAGCUUUAAAAAGAGCUGGAGACACUAGAUGGGGUUCACACUAUGGAACUAUACUUAGAUUAAUUUCUUUAUUUCCUUCUGUGGUUAAUGUUCUUGAAUAUGUUGAGGAAGAUGGAAAUAAUUCAGAACAAAGAGCUGAAGCAUGUCAUUUAUUGAAUGUCAUUCAAUCCUUUGAAUUCAUUUUCAACUUGCACUUGAUGAAAAAUAUCUUGGGAGUUACUAAUGAGUUAUCUCAAGCGUUACAAAGGAAUGAUCAAGACAUUGUAAAUGCUAUGGCAUUAGUCAAAGUGUCUAAGCAACGGUUGCAAAAUAUAAGAGAUGAUGGCUGGUCUCUUUUACUUGACGAAGUCUCACUGUUUUGUGACAAACAUGAUAUUACUGUUCCAAUCAUGGAUGAUAUAUUUGUGUCACAAGGAAGAUCAAGACACAAAGCUCAAAAGAUAUCAAAUUUGCAUCAUUUUCAAGUUGAGAUAUUCUAUCAAGUAGUUGAUAUGAGACUUUAA
Molecule: messenger RNA, 1833 nt
Organism: Arachis duranensis
Lineage: Eukaryota; Viridiplantae; Streptophyta; Magnoliopsida; Fabales; Fabaceae
Exons: 1
Coding region: 1-1833 (610 amino acids)
Source: RefSeq, a predicted model, not a curated record